Molecule: messenger RNA, 1698 nt
Organism: Amborella trichopoda
Lineage: Eukaryota; Viridiplantae; Streptophyta; Magnoliopsida; Amborellales; Amborellaceae
Product: RING/FYVE/PHD zinc finger superfamily protein
Biological process (GO): regulation of transcription by RNA polymerase II
Source: RefSeq, a predicted model, not a curated record
AUGGAUGGUUCCUUCUGGGCCAGUAGAGAUAGACGAACAAUAAUGAAUACUAAUAUUAAUGAAGAAAAGAACAAAAUGGACAUUGUCCCAUCACCAUCUUCAGGAAAACCUGUAAUAAAUUAUCCAGGAACCCCAAACCAGGUCAUAAAAAGACAAGCCCAAGAACUUGUCCCCUCUCUUAGUCCAAUAAAGAUUCUUACAUCAGAAAAAUCGUUGUUUAUAGAAACUACUUUUUUAACUGAUAUUAUAAUUGAAGAUGAACACUGGAAUUUGGAUCUAGUAAACAUGGCCAAUAUUUAUCUGAUCGAUAAUUUGAAUCCCUCCAAUGGGCUCAGUUUCUCUGGAAAACCAGAAGAAAAACAAGAGAGAGAAGGAGGAAAAGGAAAAACCCACUUCAAAAGACCCACACUCCCUGAUGUCUCAGGAAAACAGGGAGAAAAGAGAGAAACGAAAAAGACCAACUGCAAGAAGACCAGACUCCCUGUUCUCUCUGAAAGAGCAGACAAAAAACUAGAGAAACAAGUAAAGAGAGAAGAAAAAGCGGAGAGACAAAAAGAAACAACCCACUUCCAAAUAUCCAGAUCAGCUGUUUUCUUAGAAAAUUCAGAAGAAAAACAAGAGAGGGGAAUAGAGAGAAAACAGAGAAUAGAGAGCGAAAAUGAAAGAUCUCACUUCAAAAGACCCAGAUCCCAUGUGUUCUCGAAAAUAUCAGAAGAAAAACAAGAGAAAGAACCUGAGAGAAAACAGGAAGUAGGGAAAGAAAAAGAAAAAACCCACUUCAAAAGACCCAGAUGCCUUGUUUUCUCUGAAAAAUUAGAAGAGAAACAAGAGAGAGAAGAGAUAGAGAGAGAAGAAGAGGAAGAUGGGGUUAUUUGUAGCAUAUGUGCAAGCACAGAUGGAGAUCCUUUAGACCCAAUUGUUUUUUGCGAUGGCUGUGAUCUCAUGGUCCAUGCUUCAUGCUACGGAGACCCAUUACAGAGCUCCAUUCCCGAAGGUGACUGGUUUUGUUGCAGGUGCGAAAAAAUUGCCGAGAACCCAACCUGUUGCCUUUGCCCUGUGAAGGAAGGGGCCAUGAAACCCACCAUUGAUGGGAAAUGGGCUCAUAUUCUCUGUGCUCUUUUUGUUCCUGAAGUUUUUUUCAGAGAACCAGAAGAGAGAGAAGGUAUUGAUUGUUCUAAAGUUCCAUUAAGGAGGUUUGAGGAGGGAUGCUAUCUUUGUGGGACUAAAAAUGGCUCUGUGAUUGAUUGCUCUGAACCCAAGUGUGGUGCAAAGUUCCAUGUCUCUUGUGCUUUGGAAAAAGAUUUGUGUGUGGAGUAUAGAGAGGAGAAGAGAAGGGGGAUUGUUGUUGGGUUCUGCGAGGUUCACACCCAGUUGUGGAAGAAGCAAGAAGAGACGGGCAAGUUUAAGAUUGUAGCAAGGGGGCAUGAAUAAUCCAGUGGACAAUACUGGUUCGAACCAGUCUCGCGAGUGUGCUUCUUCUUGUGGACACCACUGAUUUUAGAAGGCUUUAGAUUCAUAUAUGGCUCAUAAUGCUUGUGUCCAUGUAAAUCAGAUUUAGAUUUCUUCCUAAGCUAUUCUAGUUAGACAAUGAUUCAUUCAAAUUUAAUGAAUUAACUCUGUUACUGAUGUGGUUGAUAAUCAUUUUAUCCAUUAAUUUUGGAAGUUGCAGAUGUGUAUGCACUUUUUGGUCUAAUGCUU